CGCGCAAUGACGUGUCUGGCCGCAGCCAUUUUGAACUCGUCCGUCGAGCCACAUUUCGACGGAGCUAACCGUUUCGAGAGCAGCUUUUUCUCCGCAACUCCGCUGUAAAAGAAACACAAACAUGUCGACGGGUGACUUUCAAAACAAGUACGCUUCCUUUAUGGAGGGCGUCGUGAAAAGCACCAUCGCGGAAACCACCAAACUUUUUGAAACGUUGGUAGACGAAUUAAAGGCGGAACUAGCGAAGGUGAAGACGGAGAAUGAGGCCCUGAAAACAACAUGCAGAAAAAUGGAGGAUGUAAUCGGCAAGUUGGAGCGCUCUAACAUGCGGGACGCCGCUGUUCAAUGUGAACUUCAUCCUGACCAUGUGUUGCUGAUGCCGCAAGAAGCGGAGCAAAGCACAGAAGAACAAGGGCAGCAACAGCAAAUUGUGUACAUCCUGCUAAACAACUACAACACUGCAACACAAGAAACUUCAACGGUGACAGUGUCACCUUCAAACCAAGAGGUUUCUGAACCGGCUGUGGUCGGCACACAGAUGAUAUACGCAGUUGCAGAUCCACAACCAACUUUGGCUUGUGUAAAAGAAAUGGAAGUCCCUCGGGCUGGCCAGCAAUGUCCAAUUGAAGAGGUCAGAAGUUAUGACACUCAAGUGACCGCAGUUCACCCCAGUUUGGAAAAGGAUCAAUAUUUGCACAAGGCAGAGAAUCAGUCCAUAGAGACAGUAAAUUACAUUAAUCCACCAACACCCAUAAGUAGUAAAUUGGAAAUGGCAUCCUGUGCUGGUCAAGUAUUAUCUCAAAUGGGGACCCAACAGUUGGUGGAAACCCAGGUUCAACUUGAGUUACCAUCCCUUGGUCAAAGACCAAUAUACAAACAAGAAGCUAUGACUGCUUGUGGCCCCGCAACUGACCAGAGACUUUCAACUGAAGAGCUCAGAAAAAGCCAGAACACUCUAGUGACUACAGUCCAGCCUUGUUUUGAACAGGAUGAAAAUUCAAACCAGGCACAAAAUCAGUUGACAGAGACUGUCAAUGUUCUCAACUCACUCAUUAAACAGAGUGGUUACACGGUUGUGGCACCUAAUGUUGGUCAACUAGUACCUGAAUUCAAGACCCAAGAAUCGGAGACAUUACAGGUUCAACUACUGAGUCCAUCUUUCAAUGAAACCGUUGAUAAAAAAGCAGAGGAGGAGAACAUUGAAGCAACGCUGUUGAAGAAACAAGUACAGGGACAACAGCUCAAAUGCAGCCCAAUGGAGCACGGGCCCAAAUGUGACACGAAAGGACAACAAACCAAACUCAGGAGAGAAAGAAAACAACCUUCAGAAAAAGUGAAACACCUGCAAAACAUCCCAAAGAAAAUGCUUUGGUCCCCUUCAAGUGAUACUGAAGGUGCUUCACGGAAUGAAGCCACUUCACCUCAGCCUAUGUCUCAUCCGCUCGAGACAGGAAGCAGCACUGUAAUGCUUCAGGAUGCAAUGCUACUUGUUGAAGCAAUGGAUCAGUCAAAGAACCUUAUCUCCCAACAAGAAAAGGUCCAAGACCGGUGUUCUCUUUCUGCAGCAACUUUGCCUGUUGUCCAAUCUCCAUUACCUACCCAGGCAUUGCUAGUACAAUUGCCACCAACUGCUAAGUUGUCAACAAACAAGGCAUGUUCUGUCACUGAUGCAACAAGUUCCAGCAAUGAUCAGUCCCAGAUUAGCGUUCAGACUGUACCCCAGCCUAAUCCAGGUUCUGAUUCUUUGGACAUGACAACUAAACUGUCGGCGACUGCUACUGCAAGCAAAUCAGUUGAGCAGUGCGUGCCCCUUAUUUCAGAUCUAUCGGCGUAUCCAUUAGAGACGACACCGAACUCAGAUCUUCUACCCUCAAAUAUCAUUGCUUUUAACGAACCGCCAUCCCCUCAUCCACAGUGUACGAGUUCGCCUCGGUUCUCAACCCAGAUCUCAGAUUUCGUCUCAACAACUGCUGCUUCCCAAGAUGGUUGUACAUCUCCAGCAUCUUCAGGACUUCCUCAAAGGGAAACAGAGGUUACUUCCACAGUAGCUGCUCCACUCGUCGAGUCCGACACAACGCUCAGCUCAAUGAAUCAAAGUUCAGACCAGACACAGAGCAAAAAAAUUAAGAUAAUAAUUUGCAAAACUGCAGAGGCAUUGGGCAGGCCAGCACAAGUGUCCGAGACGCAAGUGGAACCUAAGGACCAGACAUCGGUUGAACCGACAGUCACGUUGUCAUCGCAGCAACCAAACAUGGGUAUUUCAGAUGAAACGCAAGCAUCAUCAGAACAGAUGUUGUUGGUUUCCCCCACAUUGACAUCCCCGCAACUGGAAUCUUCGUCAGAACAGUUGGCCGUUUGUGAAAUAACACCUGAGGAGAUGGCAGAGGUAUUGUCAACCGAGAAUGUACCCGCAGACAGUUCACCACUAGUCCCAGUUAUCAGAUUAAAACGACUGGCAAGUCUGGCAUUUCCAGCUGGAUCUCGUUUGCGUUCACAAAUAUUGUCUCGUCAAAGGGAAUCUGAGGCUGUCCCACUAGAGAGCACAUCAUCUUUGUUCGAUGACCAGGCUUCAGAAACGACUGUCUCUCCAUCAGAGGUGUCUGAAUUGUCAACCUGCAUGCGUCCCAGUUCAGAAGAAAUUCCAAAUAACUCCUCACUGCCAGAAGAGUCAUCACCUUGCUCCACGUUGGAGGAGGCACCAGACAUUGUUUUGCUGCCCUCUUCACCUUCCAGUGUGUCUGAGCCUGUUUUGAACUUAACACUGGACUCUGACGACGACUUUUCAGCUUUAUCUGCACAAGAAAGUCAAACUUCCACACCGAUUGCAGAAAUGAUCAACAAUGCUGAGCAGAAUUCUAUUUCUGGACAUGGCAAUUCUACUAAUUCUACUAGUCCUGUGCAAUUGACACCCCUUACCGAGGACUUACCAGAACCUGAUCUACAACCGACCAAAACUGAUUUCCUUGCACAGUUGGAAAUAUCACCUGUAUUAAAAGAUGCCCAAAAGGAGUCCACAGGUGACCAAAGUCCAUGCGAGGGGAUCAGUAGCGAUUGCCAGAAAAAGGCACAGAGACUAUCCAUUGUAACCCGUCUCGGACUUCACCUGAAGAAGACGAUGCUUGGUAAAAGAAAGAGAAACGCAGAGCCACCGACAGAAAGCCCCAAGAAAACCAGAUUGGACAACGUGAGUACUGCUGAUCAAGAAUCGACCCAAGAGUCUGUUCCUGUUUGUGCAAAUACAACCAGUCCCCAGAGUCUCACAGCAACAGAGUUUUCCCAAGGAAGUCCCCAUAAUCAACGGAGUAAAGAAAUCAGUUACCCCACGAUCAAGUCCGUUUCUGCCAACCCUCGAAAGCCUGUUGUAAGCUUGUGCAGGCUUGCUCUCAAAGGCUCUACCGAAAGCGCUCAGGUUUCCGCCUCGCUGCCACAGAAUGAAGUCAACUCUGGUGAUGUAAGCCCACCAAAAGAUGCAUCUGAAUCUUGCGGCCUAAUAGUUGGGGAUACUACUGAACGUGUUUCAAUAAACUCUGCAAGUGAAGCUGGUGCAAACAAACGUUUCGAGUCUGCUGUCAGUCUAAGAUCAAAUUCAACCACAAGUACAACUAGCGUAGCAAAGAAGAAAUUAUCAAAGCAGACACUUUCUACCGAUAAUGCAGUCUCUGAUAAAUCUGGAGAUUCAAAUCAGAGUCCCGGCUCAGGUUCAAUCGAAGAUACAGUUACCCAAUUAUCAACGCCCCCUUCUAUGGUCAGCGGAAAGCCGAGGAAAUGUAGACGAGAGAAUAAUCCGAAUGAAUUAAAAGCUACUACUGUGCGUCUCAGGUCAAGUACAACUAAGGAUUACGGUCGCCCUGAGACUCGGUCUCUCAAGGCAAAUUCUGGUGUUAAAAAGAACCGUAGUCCCAAAGGCCACUCUACCCAUAAAAAUAUUGCUUCUCUUCCCAUGAAAAACAUAAGUAGAUCUUUUCCCAGCCCUAAAAAUUCCAGGUCAUUGUCUGUCCGUCAGAAGGACACCAGUCCUGUCAAAGAUCACACCAGCUCUAAACAGUCAGAAUUACCGACUGUUAGUCAGGAGAAGUCCAAUUCCGUUCAAAAUGUUACUAGCAACGAUCAGUCACAAUUACCAACGGUCAGUCAGAAAGAAUCCAGUUCUGUUAAACAUGUUUCCACUCCCAAAAAGUCUCAAUUACCAGCUGCCAGUCAGACUAAAAAUGUCACCCAUUUACCAGCCGCCAGUCAGAAAGAAUCCAAUUCUGUUAAAAACGUUACCACUCCCAAAAAGUCCCAAUUACCAGCUGUCAGUCAGAAAGAAUCCAGUACUGUUAAAAAUGCUACCAGUCCCAAAAAGUCUCAAUCACAAGCCGCCAGUAAGACUAAAAAGGUUACCCAUUUACCAGCUGCCAGUCAGAAAGAAUCCAAUUCUGUUAAAAACGUUACCACUCCCAAAAAGUCCCAAUUACCAGCUGUCAGUCAGAAAGAAUCCAGUUCUGUUAAAAAUGCUACCAGUCCCAAAAAGUCUCAAUCACCAGCCGCCAGUCAGACUAAAAAGGUUACCCAUUUACCAGCCGCCAGCCAGAAAGAAUCCAAUUCUGUUAAAAACGUUACCAGUCCCAAAAAGUCCCUAUUACCAGAUGACAGUCCGAAAGAAUCCAGUUCUGUUAAAAAUGCUACAAGUCCUAAAACGUCACCAAUACCUGAUGUCAGUCAGAAAAACUCUAAUUCUGUUGAAAAUGUUGCCGGUCCCAAAAAGUCCAAAUUUCCAACUGCCACUAAGAAACAAUCCCCAUCCGCUAAAAAAGUUACCAGUCCCAAAAAAUCCCAAGUUCCUGCGGCCAAUCAGAAAGAAUCCAGUUCUGUUAAGAAUACCACCAGUCCCAAAAAGUCCAAAUUACCAGUUGUUACUAUUAAAGAAUCCAGUUCUGUUAAGAAUGUAACCACUCCUAAAAAAUCGAAAUUACCAGCUGUCAGCGAGCAAGAAUCCAGUCCUGUUAAAACUGUUACAAACCCCAAAAAGUCGUCAUCAACAGAGGUAAACCAGAAAGAGUCCAGUUCUGUUAAAAAUGCUAUCGAUCGCGAGAAGAUCCAAAUACCGCCCGUCGGUCCCAAUGGUCCCCUUUUAUAUCGAAUUAUUCCUCUCACUGAAUUAAUGGCUGCUCGUCAGAAAGAGGCCGAAAAUCAUAGCGGAUCCAAAAUUUCCCAAUUACCUACCACCAGUCAAAACUUGUCCGCUUUGAGUCAAAAUUCUCCCAGAGCGGAAACCUCGAACGACCACCCUCCCAGAAGUAGUAGUUCUUCAAAAAGAGAGAAAUCCCCAAAACGGGCACAUCAUUCAUCACCUGGGAAAACUUCUCCCCAGAGUCUUCGGUCAGCAAAGUUGGCCGCAUCAAGUAAAACUGACAAAAGACCCCCCAAGAAAGCGAGAAAGGGAGAAAAGGAUUUGAUGGUAACGAAUGCGACCAAAUCCAAGGGCAUGGCGCUAGCACAACAAAAGAGAUCGAAGAAAAGACGGCAGGCAAUGCAAGGUGCUUCUCCAAGUCAAAUUGUUGUUGGUCCUGAGAAACCGGACUCUGCGAGCGGCGUUACCCCGCCGAAGCCGAGCCAGCCGCUUCUUAAGAACCAGUGCGGCUACUGCGGUCGCGUUCUCAGCGGCGGGUGCGCCCUGGAGGCUCACAUCAGUCUCCACACGGGUUACCGCCCCUUCCGUUGCGUCAUGUGCAACAAGACCUUCCCUGACGGCAAGGGUCUAAGACGGCACGUCAGGGUGCACAGCAGCGGGCGCAUGCAUAUUUGCCAGCAGUGCGGGAAGGGUUUCGUCUACGGUUUCGGACUCACGAAGCACGUCCAGAUGGUCCACGGCAAACUCAAACCCUUCGUCUGCCAGAUCUGCGACAAGGCUUUCUUCACCAAGCGAGAUGUGGAGACCCACAUACGCAGCCAUACGGGGGAGAGACCCUUCGCUUGCCACUUAUGCGAAAAAAGAUUCGCGAGGCGGAUGGAACUCAACGUGCAUCUGAGGUGGCACCGCGGGGAGAAACGACACUGGUGUCCGUACUGUGGCAAAGGCUUUUUAGACCAGAACAACCUAAAAAGACACAAGUACAUCCAUACUGGAGAGAAACCACAUUCCUGCCCGCAUUGCCCCAAACACUUUACACAGUCGGGACACCUGAAAAAGCAUGUAAAAAAUGUGCAUAAAAUUCAGUAAGCUAGAGUUUUUAAUCGCGCUAUUUCUAAUAACAUAUCUUACGACAGGUUUUAUAUACGUGCAGUGAAUUGCAUUUAGAUAAUGGAUGUAGAUGUGGUCUUGUUUGUAUUUUUGAGUGGUAAUAACAGUUUUAAAAAAUGUGAAUUUCCCUCUUUGGUUUGUUCUAGAAUAGGACUUCCACGGUGACCUCAGAAUUGUCUAAAUUCUCAUGUUUGAGGCUGUUAACUGUCAAUACUGGGUUCGUACGGGUCCUUGAAAUCCUCGAAAAUGCUUAAUUUUAUUGUUGUCUUUUCAAGGUUUGAAAAAUGCUUUGCAAAGCCCUUGAUGCUUGGAAGUGUUAGGCACAGUAUUUCUCAACACCCAGUCUAAAAAUGUAAGUUAUUAAAUGAAGAAAAAGAAAAUAAAUUUGCUUCAUUGCUGAUA
Molecule: messenger RNA, 6625 nt
Organism: Corythoichthys intestinalis (scribbled pipefish)
Lineage: Eukaryota; Metazoa; Chordata; Actinopteri; Syngnathiformes; Syngnathidae
Product: mucin-2-like
Exons: 5
Coding region: 122-6202 (2026 amino acids)
Source: RefSeq, a predicted model, not a curated record